AUGGCUACCAACGGCGACUUUUCGGAUGAAGAGUCCCAGCCCGGCUCACCCCUCAUGGACGCCAACGGGCACGAGCACGAGCACGAGGACGUCGAGGAACAGGAACCCCUUGAGCAGGAAGAAGAAAAGCCUGCCAAGGCGAAGAAGGAAUCCGCACCACCUCCUCCCCAGCCCAAGCGGCCAGAGCUGCCCCCUCAACCAGAUCCCGACACGAUCGAUUUUUCGACUUUGACGCCGCUGUCGCCUGAGAUUAUUGCCCGCCAGGCCACUAUUAACAUCGGAACCAUUGGCCAUGUCGCUCACGGAAAGUCGACGGUGGUCAAGGCCAUCUCCGAGGUGCAGACUGUCCGCUUCAAGAACGAACUGGAGCGAAACAUUACCAUCAAGUUGGGUUACGCCAACGCGAAGAUCUACAAGUGCGACAACCCCGCGUGUCCUCGACCGACGUGCUACAAGAGUUACAAGAGCGAAAGGAAAUUGAUCCGCCAUGCGAGAGAGAAGGCUGCCACCUCGAAGAAAGAGCAGCAUGCUAAUCAGAACUGGGACAGGUUCGUCGACUGCCCCGGACACGACAUUCUCAUGAGCACCAUGUUGUCGGGUGCUGCCGUCAUGGAUGCAGCACUCCUGCUGAUUGCUGGAAACGAAUCAUGCCCGCAGCCACAGACGUCGGAGCACUUGGCUGCCAUCGAAAUCAUGAAACUGAGCCAUAUCAUCAUUCUCCAGAACAAGGUCGACCUGAUGCGGGAAGAGGGCGCUCUGCAGCACUACCAGUCGAUCCUGAAGUUCAUUCGUGGUACUGUGGCGGAUGGCUCUCCCAUCAUCCCCAUCUCCGCGCAGCUGAAGUACAACAUUGACGCCGUCAACGAAUACCUGGUCACUCACAUUCCCGUUCCAGUCCGCGACUUCACCGCUGCUCCACACAUGAUCGUCAUUCGAUCCUUCGACGUAAACAAGCCUGGUGCUGAAAUUGAAGAGCUCAAGGGUGGUGUCGCUGGUGGUUCGAUCCUGACCGGUGUGCUGAAGCUGAACGAUGAGAUCGAGAUUCGGCCCGGUCUCGUGACCAAGGAUGAGAAUGGCAAGAUCCAGUGCCGUCCCAUCUUCUCCAGGGUUGUCUCCCUCUUUGCUGAGCACAAUGACCUGAAGUUCGCUGUUCCCGGUGGUUUGAUCGGUGUCGGAACUCGUGUCGAUCCUACGCUGUGCCGUGCUGACCGUCUGGUCGGUUUCGUCCUGGGAUUGCGAGGGAAGCUGCCGGCUAUUUACACGGAACUGGAGGUUAACUAUUUCUUGCUGCGUCGUCUGCUGGGUGUCAAGUCGGCCGACGGCAAGCAGGCCAAGGUCGCCAAGCUGUCGAAGAACGAGGUGCUGAUGGUCAACAUCGGAUCGACGGCGACGGGUGCCAAGGUCAUGGGUGUCAAGGCGGAUGCGGCGAAGCUGGCUCUGACGCAACCUGCCUGCACGGAGAUUGGAGAGAAGAUUGCUAUCAGUCGACGAAUCGAGAAGCACUGGCGUUUGAUCGGUUGGGCGACGAUUGUUGCUGGAAACACCUUGGAGCCUAUCAUGGACUGA
This is a messenger RNA of Rasamsonia emersonii CBS 393.64, 1566 nucleotides long. RefSeq names its product Translation initiation factor EF-2 gamma subunit. Bases 1 to 1566 code for a protein of 521 amino acids. The transcript is spliced from 3 exons. Gene Ontology annotation, cellular component: eukaryotic translation initiation factor 2 complex; cytosol. Gene Ontology annotation, molecular function: tRNA binding; GTPase activity; translation initiation factor activity. NCBI's taxonomy places the organism in Eukaryota, Fungi, Ascomycota, Eurotiomycetes, Eurotiales, Trichocomaceae. Gene Ontology annotation, biological process: formation of translation preinitiation complex; positive regulation of translational fidelity. The record is from RefSeq and is a predicted model, not a curated record.